CUCUAUAUAAACCCACGGUACAAUCUCCAUAACACAAUCAGACAAACCCCUUAUCAAGCAAAAUGGCGAUAUCAACCUCAACAAUCCUCACCAUCCUCUCCUUUCUCUUCUUAUCAUCUUCGUCUUUUGCACAAUCCUCUUACACCGCUCCCUUCAAAUCCUUCAUCGAUUGCUUUCUACAACAUAUCUCUCCAGACCUCAUCUACACUUCAAACUCCACCUCCUACGAAUCCGUACUCCAAUCCUCUGUUCAAAACUUGCGCUUCUUAGUCUCCAAAACCAAUCAAAAGCCCUCACUAAUUGUCACAGCAAACUCUACAUCCGACGUAAACAUAACAAUCAGAUGUGCGUACAUGAAUGGCCUACAGCUCCGCGCAAGGAGCGGUGGUCAUGACUAUGAAGGCAUGUCAUAUGUAUCCGACGACAAUGAUCGGCCGUUUGUGGUCGUUGAUCUUGCACACUACAGAAGCAUCGAUGUCGAUGCCAAGACUCGAACAGCUUGGGUUCAAGCUGGAGCAACCGUUGGUGAGGUCUACUAUAACGUAUUCACCAAGAGUAAUGGUACUCUAGGUUUUCCAGCAGGACUAUGUCCAACUAUGGGGAUUGGUGGGCACUUAAGUGGUGGUGCAUUUGGCACAAUGAUGAGAAAAUAUGGCACUGGUGCCGAUAAUGUUAUCGAUGCCAAGAUUUUGGGCACCAGUGGAGUGGUUUUGGACAGGCAGACGAUGGGAGAGGAUUUGUUUUGGGCCAUAAGGGGCGGAGGAGCAGCCAGUUUCGGUAUCGUUUUAGCUUACAAACUUCAACUGGUUGAAGUUCCUCCUGUUGUUACUGCAUUCAAUGUUCACAGGAAUUUAAGGCAAAAUGCGACUAAUCUUGUUACAAGGUGGCAAGACAUUGCUCCUAAAUUGGAUGAUAAAAUCUUUCUCCGAGCAGUUGUGAUACCCGUAAUCGACAGUGAGUCCAUAUGGAAUGUGAACAUUCAAGUUCAGUUCAUCUCCCUCUUCCUUGGAAACAAAAGCCAGUUCGUCUCUGCAAUAGACACGAGCUUCCCUGAGCUUGGCCUUCAAGCUGAGGACUUCACAGAGAUGAACUGGUUAGAAUCUGCCCUCUUCAUGUACGGUAUGUCAGGUGAAGGGAUUGAAGCAUUACUGAACAGGACACCAGCGUCCAACAGUUCAUUCAAGGCAAAAUCAGACUUUGUGACAAACCCAAUCACUGAGAAACAAUGGGGAGAGAUAUGGAGGGCUCUUAGAAACCUCAAAGAGGACAACAUCACUAUAUUGCUGAUAAUGUCACCGUUCGGAGGAAUAAUGGACAUGAUCCCAGAAUCGACAAUUGCGUUCCCUCACAGGAAAGGAAACUUAUACAACAUUCAGUAUUACACGAGCUGGUCCGGGGCAGAGGAACAGGAGAGCAAGAGACAUUUGGAUUCAAUGAGGAAACUGUAUGAUUUUAUGACUCCAUAUGUUUCAAGCAAUCCGCGGACAGCAUACUACAACUACAAAGAUAUCGAUUUGGGGAGGACCGAAGGGCUGAUGCCGAGCUACUUUGAGGCUCGGCAGUGGGGGGAGAGGUAUUUCAAGGGUAAUUUUGAGAAGCUAGCUAUCGUGAAGGGGAGGGUCGAUCCUAUGAACUUUUUCAGGAAUGAGCAGAGCAUCCCACCAUUGAAUUAUAGGAGUCAAGAAGCCAUCUCUUCCUCAUAGAACAACACCAUUAUGCGAUUGUUGAAUAAAGAAGUAAGAGCACAUUAUGCGUGUACUAGUUAAAAUUUAUGUAUUUGGUCAUCAAAUGAAACAUGUCCUUAUUUAAAGUGCCAUGUAGCCUUUUAAAAAAACGCUUGGUGACAUGAAGGGAAAUCCCAACUACCCGAGCUCAAAAUUGAUCGAGUUGCCGGAAAAAUUUUGAAAAGGGGGAAAUAUAUAAAAAUUAGAGCUUUUGGGAUUGUGAU
Messenger RNA from Asparagus officinalis (garden asparagus), 1948 nucleotides. RefSeq names its product berberine bridge enzyme-like 8. The record is from RefSeq and is a predicted model, not a curated record. Gene Ontology annotation, molecular function: oxidoreductase activity; FAD binding. The transcript has 3 exons. Lineage: Eukaryota; Viridiplantae; Streptophyta; Magnoliopsida; Asparagales; Asparagaceae. Bases 63 to 1703 code for a protein of 546 amino acids.